GUACUUGGAAGUAACGAAAAUAAUGAAACGACUAAAAAAUACAGUGGAAAGAAGAAAACGGAGGAAUUAAUGAAUUUCGCUAAGAAUAAUCAAAUUGAAGCAAAUGAAAAGAAACCACAUCGUUCACAGUUUCUUCAUCGUCGAAACCGCUUUAUAAGGGAACCAUUUGAUAUCGAUGAUAUUCUUGGAUUCAAUAAAGAAAACACUUUUGAACAAUUCGAAGAAAAAUUCGCGCAAUCAUCUCGCGAUAAAAGGAAAUUAUCAGUUGAAAAUACCAAAAAGGCAAAGAAACGACGAGUUGAAAAUAGGAAAGUGUGGAUUAGUGAAUUAAAGGUUUGUGGAUUAGUGAAUUAA
Dracunculus medinensis (Guinea worm) is the source of this 354-nucleotide messenger RNA. Lineage: Eukaryota; Metazoa; Nematoda; Chromadorea; Rhabditida; Dracunculidae. The record is from the annotation of a GenBank genome assembly.